AUGGCUGGAGAGGGAAACGGCACGACAACGAUAAGGUUCAUCCUCCUCGGAUUCCUAAGCGUUCCAGAGCUCCAGGUUUUCUUCUUUGUGAUGUUUUUGGGGAUCUACCUCAUCGCCAUCGCCGGGAACCUAGGGCUCUUCACUCUGAUCAGGAGCGGUGAUCCCCAUCUCCACACCCCCAUGUACUUUUUCCUCAGCAACCUGGCCUUCACUGACAUCUGCUACUCCUCCACCAUCACCCCAAAGAUGCUCUCAGACUUCUUCCGGAAGGAGAAAACCAUUUCUUUCCUGGGCUGUGCCACUCAGUUCUUUGUCUUUGCCAGCCUGGGGGGUGGCGAGUGCCUUCUUCUGUCCGCCAUGGCCUAUGACCGAUACGCGGCCAUCUGCAACCCCCUGCUCUACACGGCCGUCAUGUCCCCCAGGCUCUGUGGGCAGAUGGUGGCCGGAGCCUUCAUGGGGGGCUUCCUGGCAUCUUCCAUCCAAACGUACUUUGUAUUUCAACUCCACUUCUGUGGGUCCAACAUCAUUAAUCACUUCUUCUGUGAUCUUCCUCCUCUCCUGGCACUGUCCUGCUCGGACACUUUUUACUGCCAAGUGGCUAACAUCAGCUUAACCACCACCAUCGGAGUGACAUCGGUCCUCGUCAUCCUCGUCUCCUACGGCUACAUCGCCGAUGCCAUCUUGAAGAUCCGCUCGGCCCAAGGCCGGUCUAAGGCCUUCAACACCUGUGCCUCUCACCUGACGGCAGUGACUCUGCUAUACGGCUCCAUCCUUUUCACGUACCUGCGUCCCAGCUCCAGCUAUUCCCUGAACCAGGACAAGGUGGUGUCUGUCUUAUAUUCCCUCGUGAAUCCUAUGCUCAACCCCCUCAUCUAUAGCUUGAGGAACAAGGAGAUUAAGGAUGCUCUGAGAAGAGUGAGGGAGAAGACCAGAUCUUUCUCUCUGCCUUAUUUAUCCUAA
Messenger RNA from Ornithorhynchus anatinus (platypus), 960 nucleotides. RefSeq names its product olfactory receptor 5A1-like. Gene Ontology annotation, biological process: sensory perception of smell; G protein-coupled receptor signaling pathway. Lineage: Eukaryota; Metazoa; Chordata; Mammalia; Monotremata; Ornithorhynchidae. Gene Ontology annotation, molecular function: G protein-coupled receptor activity; olfactory receptor activity; odorant binding. The transcript has a single exon. The record is from RefSeq and is a predicted model, not a curated record. Bases 1 to 960 code for a protein of 319 amino acids. Gene Ontology annotation, cellular component: membrane.